GUUUAGAUUCAAACAAUGUUUAGAUUUUGAAAUUUUCUCUUUUCAGAUUUUCUGAAAAGUUCGUUCAUGAGUGUUCACUAUUCCAUUUCCUCAUGUUCUUCUUUUAAUCUUGGCUUUAGGCCAAUUUCUUUUUUCUUUAAGUGAAAUGUCACUAAUCUUAAUCAACUUUACAGUUUCGAAAAAGUAAAAACUGAUCACUGGUUAUCCAUAAAACUCUUAACAAUUUCAACUCAUUUUUUUUUCUCACUUUUUCUCUCACAUCCUCAAUACGCUACAAAGAAAAAAAAGUCAAUAUGGUUUCUUUGAAAAUCUUAUCAUCGAUUCAUCUUAAUCUGGUUCACAUCUUAUUUCAUGUUUUCUUCAUGUUAAAUUGCCUUCUCACUGAAUCAUCUUCAUCCUCGGUCAGAACUUUAUCCUUACUCUCAUCAUUAUCAUCACCAUCAUCUUCAUCAUCUUCAUUGAAUAUUAGUGAAAAUUGUUUCCAAUCAUUGAAAAGUUACUUGGAUUACAAUUCAAACCAAUCAACAGUAUUUUCGUCACCAGAAUCAAGUUUUCAUGGACAAUUUUCACCGAUUCUGUUGAUUAAUAAUCUUCGUUUAAUUGGUUCAUAUGAUGAAUGUCUCGGAAUCAAUUUCAAUUCUGUUGAUCAGAAUAUCUCCUUCUUUGGAGUCUAUUGCAGAUCGAAACUUAAAAUUUCAAAUAUUAACCCUUUGAUUGCCAAUGAAUCUCAGCAAAUAUCAAUGGAGUUGUGUGCACCUUCAACAUGUUCAUCUUUGGAUAUUAAAAGUUUAUUAUCAAAUCAGAAUGAAGUUAUUGAAGUUGAGACAAUUUCUUGUCAUGGUCAAUCAGUUCAAGUACUCGAUGCCUCAGAUAUAAUCGUUAUUUGUAUCUUAAUUAUUCUUGGAUUACUUACCGCACUUGGAACUUGUUUGUCCACUUAUUUCCGGUUAUGUGGACAUAAACCUUUCAGAAAACGAGCUAAAAUAUUGAUUGCAUUUUCUGUUUAUGAAAAUUCAUUGAAACUCAUGGACACCAAAGUUUCCGAGAAAACGAUCCGCUGUUUAUUUGGACUAAGAUUUUUGGCCCUUUGCUUUAUCGUUCUAGGUCACACUUAUUCCUAUCAUAGUCGCAUAUCCAUAGUUGAUCCAGAAUCGGUUCGAAGUGGAAUCAAGAAACUCUGGUUCCAAGUAUUUCUCAAUUUUACUCCGUGGGUUGAUACCUUCUUCCUGAUUAGUGGAUUAUUGGUUUGUUAUGGAGGAUUAAAUAGCUUUGAGAAAAUACAUACACGAAUAACUGAUGAUCAAUCAAUGAUUCAAUCCAUUGGAAACUUUGUCAAAACAAUUUCCUCAUCAAUAGCUCAUAGAUAUUGGAGAUUAACUCCAACCUUGGGAUUCAUCAUUUGCAUCUACAUAGUUUCAGGUAAAAUCGGAUCUGGACCCGAAUGGAGUCUCAUGACGAGCAUAAGUGAUCCGUGCAAACAAACCUGGUGGAAGAAUCUUAUUUAUAUCAACAACUUUUUCUCUUCCAAUGUGUGCAUGGGACAUACUUGGUAUUUGGCGGAUGAUUUUCAAUUUUAUAUCUUCUCCACGAUAAUACUUGUCUUUUUAUCUUCAAGUGUACCUUUCAUUGGAUUCUCCAUAACUGGCUCAGCGAUUUUCGCUUCUAUCGUGGCGACUGCGGUGAUCACUUUUAUCACUCAUUCGUCGGCGACUACGUUAGCAGUUCCAAUAAUAAGUGGAGCUGUUCAAACGAUUGAAGAAGUUCAUCUUUACGUUUGGCCUUUUUUCCGAAUCGGACCUUUUCUCAUUGGAAUACUUCUUGGUUAUUUUAUGCUUAAACAUGGAGAUCUUGUAGUUUCAAAGAGAAUCAAUUUGGCUUUGUGGUUCUUAUGUUUAUCUACGGUCAGUGUAAUCACCAUGGCCUCUUAUCGAUGGGCUAAUGGUCAUCCAGCGUCUCUUUUUGAAUCAGUUGUCUACAGUUCGUUACAUCGUAUCAUUUGGUCGAUAUGUUGGUCUUACAUGAUUGUUUCAUGUCACUAUGGUCACUGUCCACUUGUUAACGGGAUUCUGGGCUGGAGUGCAUUCAUACCUUUAGGAAAAUUAACAUAUCAUGCAUAUCUAAUUCAUUUAUUAUUUAUUUACAUUCACAUUUCAGCAAAUCGAUCAAUUAUUUAUUUCUCUCAUUACAACAUGUUUAUCCUUUUUCUAGGCUAUUUGACAAUUUCUAUGAUUUUUAGUUAUGUAUCUGCGAUCCUUUUUGAAUUACCUUUCGCUAAUUUGAAAAAUAUUUUUUGGCCUGAAAAACCUAAAGACUGCGAACCCACGAACGGCCAUUUAUCCGCAAGCCAAUCAACUUGCCAUUCGAAUCACUAUCAAAGUGAAACAAUUGACGAUCGAGUUGUUAAUCUAUUUCCUGCCAAAAAUGUGACACAAAACAACAACGUUUCGAGUAUUUUGGUCUAUUAGGCCAAUUAACACGAUUCGAAAAGAAAAUAAAACUUAUCAAGUUUUUCUUUUAGUAUUCUAAAGUAACAAAUGUACCAUAAAUUGUAAUAAAUUAUAAUUAACAUCUUAA
Messenger RNA from Panonychus citri (citrus red mite), 2574 nucleotides. Its product is annotated as O-acyltransferase like protein-like. Gene Ontology annotation, molecular function: acyltransferase activity, transferring groups other than amino-acyl groups. The record is from RefSeq and is a predicted model, not a curated record. The transcript is spliced from 11 exons. The coding region runs from base 294 to 2465 and encodes 723 amino acids. Lineage: Eukaryota; Metazoa; Arthropoda; Arachnida; Trombidiformes; Tetranychidae.